This is a messenger RNA of Seriola dumerili (greater amberjack), 3280 nucleotides long. It is a transcript of the gene gusb, whose product is annotated as glucuronidase beta. The record is from RefSeq and is a predicted model, not a curated record. Gene Ontology annotation, molecular function: carbohydrate binding; beta-glucuronidase activity. Gene Ontology annotation, biological process: glucuronoside catabolic process; carbohydrate metabolic process. The transcript is spliced from 12 exons. The coding region runs from base 57 to 2000 and encodes 647 amino acids. Lineage: Eukaryota; Metazoa; Chordata; Actinopteri; Carangiformes; Carangidae.
AGCAGCGAUAACCGCGGAGUGUGUUUGAGACUGGGAGCUGAGACUUUUGGUCCAGCAUGUCUCCCCUUGGAAGACUCGGGCUGCUCGGUGCCCUGUGUCUGUGUUCCGUGUUUGACGCGGUGUGUCUGCUGGACAGCGGCAUGCUCUUCCCCCGGGAGUCCUCCUCCAGAGAGCUGAAGGAGCUGAGCGGGCUGUGGAGCUUCAGGGCGGACAAGUCCGCAAACAGGAACCAGGGCUUCGAGAGGGCAUGGUACAAAAGUCGCCUGGCAGAGACUGGCCCAGUGAUUGACAUGCCAGUUCCUGCCAGCUAUAAUGACAUCACCCAGGACCCCACACUAAGAGAUUUCAUUGGCUGGGUGUGGUAUGAGCGAGAGGUAGUGGUCCCUGCCCGCUGGGUCGCAGAUGAAGGAACACGAGUGGUUCUCAGAGUGGGAAGUGCUCACUAUUACUCAGUGGUGUGGCUGAACGGGGUGAAAGUGACCGAACAUAAAGGUGGCCAUCUUCCUUUUGAGGCUGAGAUUGGCAGUUUAAUCCGCAAGGACCCAAGCACGCCGUGCAGGAUCACCAUCGCUGUCAACAACACUCUGACCCUGGAGACUCUUCCUCCAGGAAUCAUCCAGCACAUGGACGACCGAACCAAGUAUCCUGCUGGUUUCUUUGUGCAAAACAUCUACUUUGAUUUCUUCAACUAUGCUGGGAUACACCGCCCUGUGCUGCUGUACACCACUCCUCAGGCGUAUGUGAGUGACAUCACUGUGGUGACUGACUUCUUGGAUAACACUGGUCUGGUUAAAUACCAAGUAUCAGUCCAAGGUGCUACAACAGCCACCCUGAAGGUCACUUUGAUGGACAAAGACAGACACUGUGUCGCCUCCUCCAGCGACCAAUCUGGAGUCCUCAAAGUGGUGGAUGUCAAGCUGUGGUGGCCAUACUUGAUGCAUGAGACUCCAGGUUAUCUGUACUCUUUGGAGGUUCGGUUGAUGGCAGCCGAUGGGAGAUCAACGUAUGAAGAUGUGUAUACUCUGCCGGUCGGCAUCCGCACUAUUAACGUUACCAGCACCCAGUUCCUCAUCAACAACAAGCCCUUCUAUUUCCAUGGAGUCAAUAAACAUGAGGAUGCUGAUAUUCGAGGUAAAGGCUUGGACUGGCCCCUGAUCGUCAAGGACUUUAACCUGCUGAAGUGGUUGGGGGCCAACUCGUUCCGCACCAGUCACUACCCCUAUGCCGAGGAGAUCCUGCAGAUGUGUGAUCGCCACGGCAUCGUAGUGAUAGAUGAGUGUCCGGGAGUGGGCAUCAAAGACAUUCGAAGUUUUGGAAACGCCUCCCUCAGCCAUCACCUGGAUGUCAUGGAUGAGCUUGUGCGUCGGGACAAGAACCAUCCGUCUGUGGUCAUGUGGUCCAUCGCUAAUGAGCCCGCUGCAGAGAUGCCCCCUGCUGAAUUUUAUUUCAAGACCUUGAUAAAACACACUAAAGCUCUGGACCCGACCCGGCCCGUCACUUACAUCACUGACAGUAACUACGCUCGGGACAAAGGGGCUCCUUAUGUGGAUGUGGUCUGUGUAAACAGUUACUUCUCCUGGUACCAUGAUCCGGGACACUUAGAGGUCAUCCCCAUCCAGCUCAACACUCAGUUUGAGAACUGGUACGGAAAGUACCAGAAACCCAUCAUCCAGAGCGAAUAUGGAGCAGAUGCAGUGUCGGGGCUUCACAAUGAUCCACCCAUGAUGUUCAGUGAGGAGUAUCAGAAGAUAGUCCUGCAGAACUACCACGACGUGUUCGACCAGAAGAGGAAGCAGUACGUUGUCGGUGAACUCAUCUGGAACUUUGCUGACUUCAUGACUGCACAAGGGAUCACCCGUGUGGUGGGGAACAAGAAGGGUGUUUUCAGCAGGCAAAGGCAGCCCAAAGCAGCUGCCUUCCUCCUGAAGGAGAGGUACUGGAGACUGGCCAACGAGACGGGCAGACUCCCCCCAUGGACCAAGUACCCCUGCUCGCUCUGACACCCGCCGCUGUUGGGGCACCCGGUCCAGGACGGCCUCGACGUCAUGUGAGCACUUUGCCUUGUGGGAAAAUGCUGGUAAAAUUCAGUCAGUUUCAAAUCCAGUGUUGAAAACUUCAUUUGAAACCAUUUCAGUGUGUGUGCACCUCAGGUCAAACCACCAUGAAACACAACUUAGCCAUGCUAUUCCUGUGGUCUGCACUCAUCAACCACCACCACCACUACAUUCAUGUUUUUAACAGCAAUCUGGAAACAUAUAAAAUGUUUUUGUUGCUGAUUUACAAAGAGCUUCAUCAUUCGAAGAAUUCACAAUUUCUAAUAGUAAUUGUGAUAUGGUUUCCUGAGGACACACCCGAGUUUAGACUGAGGGGGGGGGGUUCAUUUAGUUGUUACAGGAUAUUCUGGCACAGAUAUGAGGUGGUGUGUUUUAAACUGCUGUCAUAAAAAGGUCAGGUCAAAAACCAAUCAAGGCCUUCUGCAUCAGAGAUUAGCUCUGACCUUUUCUCCAGGCAGAUCACAUGAGCUCACCUGGCAGACAAAGGACAUAACUUUACAAAGAUACUGUGCAGGAAAGAAGGUCCCACACUAGCUCCUCUCCUGCUUCCUCUAAGGAAAGAGUAACGAUCAGGAGUUUGAUAAAACACCGGUGCUGGAAGUCAAAUCUGGGCUUUGUGCCAACAAUCUGAUCUGACUGCGUGUUUUUAGGAUUCUUCAAAAACUUUAUACAUGUAACGUUAAUGUGGAUCACAAUGCUGAAUCUUAUCAUAAAAGUGCUUUAUUUUUAUACAUAUAUGAAAAUCAACUGAAGAAAAAUCAAUUUUGAUAUGAAUCAAGUAUUAAAGAGAAAACAGUGAACAGCUCUGUUGAUGCAAACAGAGGCUUAGAGGAUUUUAUCAUUUUCAACAUUACUGUCAGAGCAGUUCUGUAGAGCACGCUGACGUACACGUUACAGUCUUCAUGCUGUCUCUCCAAACCGCUGUGACUGGAUGUUUCCGCUCUCAGACCUUUGGGUGCCGCUGUUUAAACUAGAGGUUGAAGUGACGUGUUGAUUGUUGACGGUGGCGUUACUCUAAUCUUUUCACUGUCACUAUCUGCUUGUGCUUUUGGCCUCAUUACAUGAUUGACCUUUGUGUUGUGGGCAAAUACUGAAUAUUCAAAUUCCACUUUUCUUUUCUUUUCAAACAGAAUAUUAACUUACAAGACAUUUAAUGAAGUUCUUUCAUUUGUCAUCAUGUGAGAAGCAAUAAAAAGCCUUUUCGGGCACUUUUUUUUUCUCUCGUU